Molecule: messenger RNA, 1254 nt
Organism: Oryza sativa Japonica Group (Japanese rice)
Lineage: Eukaryota; Viridiplantae; Streptophyta; Magnoliopsida; Poales; Poaceae
Source: RefSeq, a predicted model, not a curated record
AAAAACGCAGCAUACACACUACUAUCAUCGAUAUUUUGUUUGAGAUGUGCAACAGACAAAGCCCGACCGAAGAACCCUAACAAUGGCGUCGAAGCUCGUGACGGCGGUCGCCCGUCAAGCGGCGGCCACAUCUCGCGCCGCCCGCUUAGCUGCGGUGGCGCGCCAUGACGCGGCGGCCGCAUCUCGCUCCGCCGGCUUAGCUGCGGCGGCCGCAUCUCGCGCCGCCCGCUUAGCUGCGGCGGCCGCAUCUCGCGCCGCCCGCUUGAAGCCUCGUCCCCCACUGGACGACGCUGCCCGCCUCUCCUUCCGCUACAGCAGUGAACCUCCAGAUGAUGGAAAGUGCGUGACAAAAGAGGACCUUGAGUCGGACGAAGCCGUGUGGGCCUUAUUUGAGCGCUAUUGCAAGUCAUACAACAGGAAGUAUGAUCAUGCUCAGAUGGUUCGCCGCUUCCGUAUAUUCAAGUUCAAUGCAAAGAGAACAUAUUGCUGGAACCAGUAUCUUCAUAAAGACGUAAAGGAAUUAGCUCGCGCCAAAAAGGAUAGGGAUUUAGGACUACCUGUCGACUCUUGGUACCUACAAAAAGAGUUAGGCGAAUACGACGAUGGGGGGGAGCCACUUACUGAAUAUUGGCGGAAAUUUUGAUGGAAAACCAUCUGCCGCUGGUGUGUCCUGCAUCACUCCACAUGUUACUGCAGUAAGAGCAGUUUGCUCCCCAAAUCACUUCACUGUAAUAACUAGUAGUCCUUUGACGUUCCGUGUUUCUUACUAAGGAUGCGUUCGUUUGGGUGAUAGGGAGUGAGAAUGCACAUCGUUUUCCGCACGCACGCUUCCCAAACUACUAAACGUUGUGGUUUUUUGCAAAAAUUUUCUAUAUGAAAGUUGCUUUAAAAAAUCAUAUUAAUCCAUUUUUAAAAUUUAAAAUAGUUAAUACUCAAUUAAUCAUGAGUUAAUGGCUUACCUCGUUUUACGUAUCUUUCUAAUCUCCUCAAUCCCCUUCUCCUCAAACACACCCUAAGUUAUGCUUGUGUACCAUCUACUUAAUUAUCUAAGAGGUCAUGAUAUCUUGCAUAUGGUUCCACGUAUGGGAGUGUGUGCGUGUCUUUUUUUUUUUUUAGCCUUUUUGGUUUACAAGCACAAGUUUUCUAGCAGACCAAGAUCAAGUGUGAUGAUUCUGGUAAUGUAUGCAGCUGUUUGUGCACAUUAAUUUGUUGAGCAUUUAUUAUGACGAAACUAAAGGUUAGUAUAUAUUGUUA